CAAACGUACACGCAGUCAUCACAAAUCAUCACCAGUUAAAAUAUCGACUAACUAAUUUAUUAUUGUUAUAAUAAUAUCGACUAAACAAUGAACGAGUGAUGUGUUUCGAAAUUUGAAAGUGAAGUGAAGUGCUGGUUGGUGAGAAAAAGUUUGGAUGUGAAAACUUUUUUGUUCAAAGGAGGCUGUAACAGCUGUUACUGAUUACGUUGACAAUUUUACUGACAACAACGAAUGACCCACCAACCGAAGAUGUCAUCCACAUACCACCAUACAAAAUAGCAACCACCAUGGACAUAGACGAGAAAGUGUCGGGGCCCGGCGGGGCCUCUCAAAAAAACUGGACACACUUGAACACCAGUGACGAACUGCCUCUGGACAUGAGAUUCAACCAUGGCCACAUGGUGUCCAUGACAGUGUACAGUGUGUUGAUGGUGGUGUCCGCCACGGGGAACCUUACGGUACUAUCCCAGCUGAUGAAGAGGAAGAGGGCGGGGAGAGCGAGUAGGCUGGAUGUGCUGCUCAUGCAUUUAGCCGUUGCCGAUCUUAUGGUGACAUUCCUCAUGAUGCCGCUGGAGAUCGCGUGGGCAGGCACCGUGCAGUGGCUGGCCGGAGACCUCAUGUGCCGGGUCAUGAUGUUCACCCGGACCUUCGGGCUAUACCUCUCCAGCUUCGUGCUUAUCUGUAUCGCUGUUGAUAGAUACUACGCCAUCUUGAAGCCAUUGAACGUGACGUGGGAGGCGCGCGUGCGCAGGGCACUGAUCACGGCGUGGGUCUGCGCCGGCCUCGCCAGUCUGCCGCAGAGCUUCAUCUUCCACGUGGAAGAGCAUCCUGAUGUUAAGGGAUACUACCAGUGCGUGUCUUACGGCUCACUGCCGACGGAGUGCCACGAGUUCGCGUACUUCUUAGUGAACAUGAUACUCAUGUACGUCAUACCGUUGCUGUCCACUCUCUACUGCUCGUCUGCUGCGCUGCUUGAGAUCAUACGCAGAGCUAAUACUUCUAAUGAUAAGAUGCGUCGAAGCGGCGUGGGCAUUUUGGGGCGAGCGCGCGCUCGGACACUCAAAAUGACAGUCACCAUAGUUCUAGUGUUUUUUACUUGUUGGUCUCCUUACUACUGUUAUUGUUUAUGGUACUGGAUCGACAAGGAAUCUCUAAAGAGCCUGGACCCGGCCAUUCAGAAGGCGAUGUGGUUGUUCUCGUGUACCAACUCGUGCGCGAACCCCAUCGUGUACGGCGUGUUCAACAGGAAUCGCUGGUCAUGGCGCGCCGGACGGGUGAGUUACUUCAACGUUCGAUGUCGAAGCGGCAGCAUGAGGCGUGGUUCAAGACUUCCUUACGGUGAAUCUAUGGAGAUAUCGGCGGCUACCCUGGCAAGAGCCAGGAACUCUGUGGGCAGUGAGCGCAAUGGCCGCCGCGACUCCACAUACAACACACAGAACGGCUCACAAAAACAUUGGAACACAAUCAAUAACAACCAUGUUAGCAAUGGCAUGGUAUAGCCACCGGACUCAAUCCUCUCUCGCCUUAUAAUUGUGUUUAGAUACAUUUUAGUGAAAACUACUUCUGUAAAUCUUUCAAGGUGCUUGGGUGAAUUGAUAUCGCAAAGACAUUCGUUUUAAAGUUUGACGCAAAAUGGUGGACGGUGCACGUGGUCCUAGCAUCAACUGUUGCUGUUUUGUAAUGUUAUAUUACAUGAACAUUCAUAACAAACAAAAACUUUACUACAAUCAAGACAACUCAUGAUUGCGAUCUGUAUAAAACCAGUGCUGGGAAACAAAUAACGGUUAACAAUAACGUUAUCGAUGUAGUUAUAGUUUUUCUGUAUCCGAUAACUAUUUGAAAAGGGAUUGAAUAUCGUUAUUGAAUUUCUUUUGUGUGUAAAAGAAAGCUUUAAGGUGGAGUCUUGAAACAUAUCUUGGUUGCGAUAGGUUACACAAAGACUACGGUUCGAACGGUUUGUGCCAUGCCUUCUGAGUAGCGUAAUGUAAGUAUAGUUGUUGAGUGUUACGCACUGAUAUGUAACAUUCCUGUAAGUGAAUUAGCUAUAAAUAUAGUCCUUAAUUAAUAGCUGUUAGCUAGGUAAAUGAGGCUUCGUCAAUUGACAUUGUGACGUCACGAUUGUUCGAUAGAAUGACAAUCGCAAUUGAUUCUCUAGUUCUUCGACACAACUAGGAUACUCAUGGCUUUCCAGCAAGUGAAGUUUACAUUCCAAUGAGAACACGCUUAAGUUAUUACGUAUAUAUUUAUUCAAUAAGACUGACUGACAGACGAUAAGUCCUUAGUAGGUAUUUUGAUACCAAACACUAUAUUUGUUAUUUCUUUGAAGGUUGUUUUUGUUUAACUUUAGUUGUAAACUGAAAUUCUUUUAUUUUUUUGUUUAGUAGUGUAAAGGUGUACCUUGGCUGUGAGGUGAUAGAGACUCAGCUCUAUACAUACAAAGAGAUAUGAAAUUUUUGUACCAAAUCUUAAUCCUAAGUUUAAUGCAAAAGCUAAUUUUUUAAAUAAAAAAUAAUGAAAAA
Helicoverpa zea (corn earworm) is the source of this 2519-nucleotide messenger RNA. It is a transcript of the gene AkhR, whose product is annotated as adipokinetic hormone/corazonin-related peptide receptor variant I-like. Lineage: Eukaryota; Metazoa; Arthropoda; Insecta; Lepidoptera; Noctuidae. The transcript is spliced from 9 exons. Gene Ontology annotation, cellular component: membrane. Gene Ontology annotation, molecular function: adipokinetic hormone receptor activity; G protein-coupled receptor activity; peptide binding. The record is from RefSeq and is a predicted model, not a curated record. Gene Ontology annotation, biological process: G protein-coupled receptor signaling pathway. Bases 288 to 1499 code for a protein of 403 amino acids.